AUGUCGACCUUCGACGGCUACGUCAAAGAGUUCCCUACGAUCAGGAUCGACUAUUUCAGAUCGGACUCAUCACUGCCCCAUCCAGCAGCAUGCUUCCUCAGUCACGUUCACAGCGACCACCUGCUGGGACUGGAGUCACUGAAGAUGCCAUUCAUAUUUUGCUCAGCGACAACGAGGAGACUACUACUACGUAUGGAGAAGUACCCUCAUCGCAUCAACUUUCAGAAAGGCAUACUGGAGAGUCGCAAACAACACUGGAAGCACUUGAAGAAGCUCCUAAGAGCACUGCCUCUGCAUACUCCCACGAUGAUAGAGCUAUCGCCGAAGCUCACCAUCAACGUAACGCUAAUCGAUGCCAAUCACUGUCCGGGCGCCGUUAUGUUUCUCAUCGAAGGUGACGGCAAAGCCAUCCUGUAUACGGGAGAUGUGCGAGCUGAACCGUGGUGGGUCAAUUCGCUUGUACAAGUCCCAAGCCUGCUGCCGUAUAAUUGCGGACUCAAGCGAUUGGACUGCAUAUACCUCGACACGACUUUCGCGCCUCACGAUGACAAGUACAGACAUUUCCAGACAAAGGCCGAGGGUCUUCGAGAGCUUAUAACAAAGGUCCAACAGUGUCAAGCAGAACGAUUAGCACAGAGUGGGAAGCCACCAACAUACUACUUCCGCGCUUGGACACUGGGCUACGAACAAGUCUGGUUGACAUUAGCAAAUACACUGGGAACCACAAUCCACGUCGAUCCUUAUCAGCUGCGGCUUUUCGACUCAAAGAGCGACGAGGUCGCCAACGCUCCGGGCUACCACACAUUCGAGGGACCGUCCCUUACUGGAUUCGAGGUGGGAAACAAGAUCCAAGAAGGAUGCCUGUCGACAGAUACGACCAGUCUGGACAUUGUUUGGGUCACUCCUAUCAUUUGCAGACUAUCCGACGGAACGGAGCUGCUCGAAGUUGGCGCUGGAGGUGGUGGCGGAGAUCUAUACCAGACAUCAGAGCUUGAGCUCACUCAAGACCUUGACCUGAUCUCAGCAGAGCUCAUCUCUGACCCUGACACACUUGCAAGAUUUCGCAAAGCAAUCCAAGCCGCAAGAGAUGCUGGAGAUCUGACCUUGCCGCUGGAAGGCCUAGGCCUGGACAACGACUCUGAAGUGAAUCUGAAGGACUUCAUUCAACUGCUCUCGAAGGGUGGGGACUGGGCGUCGAAACGAGGGCCAGGACCAGGAGAAAGGAAGUACAAAUGGAAAGGCUCUACCAUAACCUUCCCAUUCUCACGACAUUCAUCUUUGGGUGAGCUUCGUCAUCUGGUUCAGGCUUUUCGCCCAAAAGACCUGUACGCCUGUACGGUCGAAUUGCCAUCGUGGACAGAGGAAUGCAGUAUGCAGGCUCUCUUUGGAGACCUAUGCUCGGAGCAGAUCUUCCACCACGAUGUCGAAGUUCGCGAGGAGGAACGAGACGAUCAUAUAGCAGACGAUGAGACCGAGUCUGUAGUCUCAGAUAUGGACGCACGAGUGUGGGCAAUACGGGCAGAAUUUGAGCUCAAAUCUGGCGGCUCUGAGUUCAUCCUCAUCGACGACGACGACGGCUCCAUUGCAGAUGGCGGCGAAGCAGGAGAGUCUCAAGUCUCUCUGACAACUUCAGCAUUCGCGUCCCAGCGAAAUGAAGACACUAGACCGCGAGAGCGAGCUCCGGAUCACGCAGAGAGAGCCGCGUCGACUCGGCCAGCACCCAGAGCUGAUUUACAUCGCAAAGAUGCAUACGAACGAGCUCGUCAGAGCCUUCGAAGUAGUCAUAGCGGUCCAUGGGACGACUUGGGGAUUCGUAGUAUGGGUUCGAAAGGGCACUCUGAGCCAGAGAUAGAGCUGUAA
Messenger RNA from Cyphellophora attinorum, 1860 nucleotides. RefSeq names its product Protein artemis. The record is from RefSeq and is a predicted model, not a curated record. Gene Ontology annotation, molecular function: damaged DNA binding; 5'-3' DNA exonuclease activity. Bases 1 to 1860 code for a protein of 619 amino acids. Lineage: Eukaryota; Fungi; Ascomycota; Eurotiomycetes; Chaetothyriales; Cyphellophoraceae. Gene Ontology annotation, biological process: interstrand cross-link repair; double-strand break repair via nonhomologous end joining; protection from non-homologous end joining at telomere. The transcript is spliced from 3 exons.